Messenger RNA from Tigriopus californicus, 1383 nucleotides. RefSeq lists its product as uncharacterized. Gene Ontology annotation, biological process: DNA integration. Bases 1 to 1383 code for a protein of 460 amino acids. Gene Ontology annotation, molecular function: nucleic acid binding. NCBI's taxonomy places the organism in Eukaryota, Metazoa, Arthropoda, Copepoda, Harpacticoida, Harpacticidae. The transcript has a single exon. The record is from RefSeq and is a predicted model, not a curated record.
AUGCGAGUUGAAAUUGAUGGAAAUAUUAAUUAUAUUCCCGACGCCCUAUCUCGUUAUCCCAUUUCGGACCCCAACGAGGACGAUGAUCUUGAUCCAAGGGCCUCGAAUCUCCAAGUAGCGGCGAUCAGGGCUAAAGAGACAGACCUUAUUCUGGAUAAUCUUUCGGCCCACGCGCGAUCAUCUUCAGAGUACCAGGCGUUGAAGUCAUUGGUCGAGAGCAACUCCAAACCCAAGGUCAGAACUGGAUAUCUCUCUCUUUUCAAAAAGAUCGCGGACGAAUUGUCUGUGGAAGGCGAUUUAGUAUUGCGAGGCUCACGUAUUGUUGUCCCGCCUCCUGCAAUCAAAGAGGUUUUAUCCUUAUUGCAUGCUAGUCACCAAGGGAUAGAGAGAACGAAGAGACGGGCCAGACAAAUCGUGUACUGGCCUGGAUUUUCAUCCGAUAUUACAAAUAUGGUCGAAAAUUGUCAUGAAUGUGCCUACUUCAGACCAUCAAACCCGGCAGAACCCAUGAUGUCCAAUGAUCGUCCUUCUCGUCCUUUUGAAAUGGUUUCUGCCGACUUUUUUACCUAUGGGGGGAAAGAUUAUCUUGUCUAUUCAGAUCGUUUUUCUGGGUUUCCUCUCGUGGCCAGAUUUAGUUCUUCCCCCUGCGCUUCGUCUUUGAUCCAGGAACUUCGCACUUUUUUCACGACCAUGGGUGUGCCCAACGUCUUCCGGUCAGAUAAUGGCACGCCCUUCGCUUCAUCAUUAACUCAAGAUUUUUUCAGCCAUUGGGGUGUAGAAUGGAGACCCUCCUCGCCUCAUAACCCCCAGUCGAAUGGCCAUGCCGAAUCCAAUGUGAAGAACGUCAAAUACCUCCUCGCCAAGUCCGGAGGGGAAUGGGGAUCCAAUGCUUUCAUGUCCGGUCUUUUGGAAUUGCGGAACACACCACGCUCAGACGGACUCUCACCAGCCCAACGUUUAUUCGGUCGUCCUCUCAGGUCUAAGUUACCAAUUCAUUGGAAAGCGUUUAUGCCUGAGUUUCAGAUCUCGUCGGAUGAGGCCGAUACUAAACGAUUCCGGGAUGACGCACUUCGAAAAGCGUAUUAUGAUCGGAGUACACGUGCCAGGAAGAAGAUUCCAUUGGGUCAGCGCGUCCUCAUCCAAGAUCCGAUCACACGACGAUGGGAAAGAGAAGGAGUAGUGGUCGACAACAAGACGCCGAGACGGUACAAGCUUCGAUUGCCAUCAGGCAGAGUGUUGGUACGAAACCAGAGAUUUCUCCGUCGUGGACUCGUUCAUGACGUUCAUGACCUCAUCGAUGAUGAAGAGCCAGCUGACGAGCCUGACGCACUUCCUCCAAGACCAAUUCGUGAUCGACGUCAGAUUGUUCGCUUUCAAGCAUGA